Eublepharis macularius is the source of this 1656-nucleotide messenger RNA. RefSeq names its product leucine rich repeat LGI family member 3 (gene LGI3). Lineage: Eukaryota; Metazoa; Chordata; Lepidosauria; Squamata; Eublepharidae. Bases 1 to 1656 code for a protein of 551 amino acids. The record is from RefSeq and is a predicted model, not a curated record. Gene Ontology annotation, biological process: regulation of exocytosis. The transcript is spliced from 8 exons. Gene Ontology annotation, molecular function: protein binding. Gene Ontology annotation, cellular component: synaptic vesicle.
AUGACCGAGCUGCAGCAGUUGGGGAAAACCUUCCCAAGGGGAUCUCUUUUUCUCUUCUUCUUGCUGGGCCUGGCCUGCUUGUGGCUGCCUGCCACCUCCCGGCGAGCCCCAAGACCACCCCCUUGCCCCCCCAGCUGUUCUUGCACCAGAGACACUGCCUUCUGUGUGGACUCGAAGAGCAUACCCAAGAAUCUAGCCCGAGAUGUCAUUUCACUGACACUGAUAAAUGCAGCGUUCAGCGAAAUCAAGGAAGGCGCCUUUGCUCACCUGCCAUUUCUGCAGUUCCUCCUGCUGAACUCCAACAAGUUUUCCUUGAUCGGGGACAAUGCCUUCAUGGGACUCAUGCACCUGCAAUACCUGUUCAUAGAGAACAACGACAUCCAGUCUCUGUCCAAAAACACCUUCCGCGGGCUCAAAUCCCUGACACAUCUAUCUUUGGCCCACAACAAUCUGCAGACACUGCCCAGAGACAUCUUGAAGCCUUUGGACAUCCUAAGUGAUCUAGAUCUCCGAGGCAAUUCCUUCACCUGUGAUUGCAAAAUUAAGUGGUUGGUGGAAUGGAUGGAGAGCUCCAACACCACGGUACCCUCCGUCUUCUGUGGCAGCUCCCCUCAAUACCAAGGGCAGAAGAUCCGGGACCUGCCACUCAAGGAUUUUGAUUGCAUCACUACCGACUUUGUGGUGCACCAGGUCCUGCCCUUUCAGUCUGUGUCUGCUGAGCCCUUUGUCUAUGCCAGUGACCUCUACGUGGCUUUGGCUCAGCCAAGCUCCAGCAGUUGUACCAUCCUCAAGUGGGACUACGUUGAGCGCAAGCUGCGUGAUUUUGACCGCAUCCCAGCUCACUCAGCUGUCUACUGCAAGCCAAUCGUGGCUGAGUCACAGCUGUAUGUCGUUGUCGCCCAGCUCUUUGGUGGCUCCUAUAUCUACCGCUGGGAUACCAACAUCGACAAGUUCAUCAAGAUCCAAGACAUUGACAGCCAGAAGAUCCGUAAGCCCAAUGACAUUGAGGCCUUCACGAUUGAGGGUGAAUGGUUCUUUGUUAUUGCUGAUAGCUCCAAAGCUGGCUCCACCAGCCUCUACCGCUGGAAUCAGAAUGGCUUCUAUUCCCACCAGGAUCUGCACUCCUGGCACCGAGACACGGAUGUGGAGUACGUGGAGAUAGAUGGCAAGCCCCGCCUCAUCAUCUCCAGCAGCUCCCAGGUACCCAUUAUCUACCAGUGGAACCGCUCACAGAAGCAGUUUGUCCACCUGGGAGACGUGGCAGAAGUAAUGGAUGUUCAGAUGGUCAAGCAUUUCCGAAUUAAGAGGGACAAUUAUUUGUGCUUGAGCCGCUACAUUGGUGACUCCAAGGUGGUCAAGUGGGAGGGGCUACGAUUCACAGAGCUGCAGACCUUGCCUUCACGAGGUUCCAUGGUCAUGGAGCCUUUCCGAGUCUCUCAGCACCAGUACAUGGCCCUGGGCAGUGACUUCUCUUUUACCCAUAUCUACCUUUGGGAUGAAGAAAAGCAGAAGUUUGUCAAGUUCCAGGAACUCUCUGUCCAGGCUCCACGGGCAUUCCACCCAGUUCCCUUGGAAGGCAUGGAUAUCCUGCUAGCACCUAGUUUCAAAGGAAACACAUUAGUCUACAAGCAUAUUGUGGUAGACCUCAGCUUGUAG